This is a messenger RNA of Didymodactylos carnosus, 2758 nucleotides long. The record is from the annotation of a GenBank genome assembly. Lineage: Eukaryota; Metazoa; Rotifera; Eurotatoria; Philodinida; Philodinidae.
GCCGGGAGUUGCAUAAUUUUGUAGAGUAACGUCCGGACUAUCUACGCAUGCAAAAAAGUUACUAACAUUGUAUUUUAGUUUUCUGAGAACGAAGUCGAUUUUUCAAAGGUCCUCUGGAAACCCGGUCUCUGGAAUUUUUUCAAAAGUUGCUUCCGCUUGUGAAAAUUUCUGCUCAAGUCUUGGCUAUUGAACAGCGAAAAUCGCAGGUCUCUAUCUCACUCCUAUCAAAAGUUAUUUAAAAAGUGGCACCCUGCACUGUAUUUUGGUAUGGAUACUAGGAAUACACCUUUCUUUAUAUCUCACUUGGAAACAUCAGUUAGAAGAAACUAGUAAAAGGUGUAGGCAAAUGUUAGGUGCGCUAAAUCGAACUUUUAAACAUGCACCAGAACUUAUAAGACUUCAUAUAUACAAAGCAUGUAUUCUUUCUGUGAUGGGACUAUUGCUCGAUUGUUUUUGAUAACGAUUAUAAGACACAUCUUCACUUAUUAACAUCUAUUCAAAAGUUAGCUGCACGUAUAAUCACUAACAACUAUCACACUAAUAGUUCUUUUCUUAUUCAACAACUGAAGCUACCAUAUUUAGAAACUAGACGAAAAUAUUUCAGAUCAGUCUUUUUCCACAAAAGGAUUAUAGGACGUACUGCACUAUCUGCUUUCUCCCUUGUAAAACCUCUAACUACUCGUACAUCUGAACCAUUUUCAAAUCGUUAUGCUUGGGAGAUACCAAAAUUCAAACAAAAGAACACAAAUUUCUCUUUUCUACCUAAAACAAUUUUCCACUGGAAUGUAUUGCCUAGAGAGGUAAUCUCGGAAUUCUCAAUUCAAGCUUUCAAACGUGCCUUGCGUAAACAUCUACAGUUGUAAUAUCAGUAAUCAUAAGCCAUUUUCUUUUCUUUUUUCCUUUUGUUUUAUUGUUUACUUUUUUCGUCAAACUUAAUUCCAUGGUGUGACGCAGCCAAAGUUAUUAGGCAGCUUUUAGUCAUUACCACUGUCAUUUAACAUCACUGACUUAAAAUAAAAUUGAAUUGAAUUGAAUUGAUUUUGGAAGUCGCAGGUAUCCUUCCACGCCACCAAGCUGACCUUGGAUCACGAAAAAACGCUAUGUACAAUAUACUACGGCUGCAAAAUUCCGCAGGCAGUAACUUAAAAAAAGCUAAUCAUUCGGCUGUCAACUUUUUCGAUAUAAAACAAGCGUUCGAUUCUGUGUGGCAUGAUGGCCUAAUAUACAAACUCUUCGAUUUGAACAUACCACUCUAUAUCACGAGAUGGAUCAUAUCCUUCCUAGAUGAACGGACAGCAGCAAUCGAAUUCGAGAGUUUACCUUCGAAAAAGUUCAACCUGAAAAGUAGAACACUGCAAGGUUCACCUUUAUCUCCACUUUUGUACAUUUUGUUUACCGCUAACACAAUGAAUGGAAUGCCAGAUCACACGCAACAUGGCUUAUUUACCGACGCCCUGGUCGACCGAUCUUACGGAAAUUCUAUAGGAAUCUUAUAAGAAUCUAUAAGGCAGUCGAUGGAAAUGCGUAAGAUAUUGAUGAGAUUCUUAUAAGAAGGAAUAUAAGAAUCUUGUAAGCUCCUGAUAAGAAUUCGGUAAGAUAGAUUAUAUAAUUAUUUUAUAAGAAUUCAUAAGAUUCUCAUAAGAAUGGUAUAGGAAGGAUAUAGUACAAUUUCAUCACCUUCUUUAGUGAUCAGUACUCUAUAUUCUACUGUUUCAUACGUGAAUAAAAUAAUUUUCUUUCCACUUAUUUAAUUUUUCUAUAAUAAGACCUUAGUCUCACGCGGACAGUCUCAUGACUUGUCCUCACUGUCUACUGCUUGUAGGCCAAAAGUAUGUGAGAUGAGAAUGCAGGGCACGACAUGUUGCUUGUUAGUAUAAAUCACGUUUUUCCGAACUGAUCCCUAGAAAAAUGUGCGACUUGAGAUCCUUUUUUUCUAUAAAGAUCAGAUUCAAUUCGGACUCUUUAAGUCACAGAAAAUGGAGCAGGUCGAAUACUACUUAGAUGCAUCAAAAUUCUUUUCAUAUCUGUCUUAAUAAAGCACUAGAAGCAAUCAUAAAAGAACUUCAUCUACUAACGUAGAUUCUGAUAAAAAGCGGGAUCUAUACAAACGAGCAACAUGUCGUGUCCUGCAUUCUCAUCUCGCAUACUUUUGUUUUUCGAACUUCACUUUCUUUCUAUAGUCAUACUAGAUUUGUUGUACUUUUCUUUGAUUGCACCCUCAUUGAGUGUAGUAUAAGACUCCCACAUUUUCCCUUGAUAUUUAGCUGCGUUACUUUAUCUAUUCCUGACUAGUAGUACUAACAUCAUAUAAGUUAACCUUUGCAUCACACUUUGCCGUAUCAGUUAUUUUUAUUUUCGCUUUCAACUCAAUCUUUCAAUUCAUAUGUCACGUAACCGGCUUUUAAAAGGGUCAAUUCUGCUGACUCUUACCGACGGUGACUCCGAAAUUGACCAAUGUGCAGUAAUCAAAGCUGUUGGUGAGAUUUUGGGGUCAACCGAUGAUAUUGAGUCAAUAGGUAAUUUAGGUUCAUUCAGGGAAUGGUUCACUAUGUUUAGUUCGCAAACUGCAUAGCAAGCAUCAUUAAAAGAAAGUGAAUUAAAAACACCAAAACAAACAUUUCCUAUACAAUCGCCAUACGAAGAUAUCAAAACCAUCCGUUUACUUGGGGUUCCAAUCGAUAGUAAAGGACAACUACCGCCAGAAGAAUUAGUACCUAUUGUCUCCAAAAUAAGACAACAGAUUAUAUCCUGGGCUUAA